Molecule: messenger RNA, 617 nt
Organism: Brachypodium distachyon (stiff brome)
Lineage: Eukaryota; Viridiplantae; Streptophyta; Magnoliopsida; Poales; Poaceae
Product: cysteine-rich and transmembrane domain-containing protein WIH2
Exons: 3
Coding region: 149-385 (78 amino acids)
Cellular component (GO): plasma membrane
Source: RefSeq, a predicted model, not a curated record
CAGCCUUGGCCAGGUCACACGCGUUUCCGCCGCGGUUUAUAAAAUCACGCGCCCCAACGCCCGUAGCACAAGGCAAGAAGCCAGCGGCAAGCCAGCAACAACCCCCGGCCGGAUCGAGCGACCUUGCUAGCUAGGCAAGGCGGAGGAGAUGAGCUACUACGGCCAGCAGCAGGGACCCGUCGGCGCCCCACCGCAGCAAGGCUACCCGCCGGCAGGGUACCCUCCGGCAGGCUACCCGCCGCCACAGCAGGGAUACCCGCCGCCCGGCUACGGCCAGCAGGGAUACCCGCCCCAGCAGCAACAGCAACAGAGCAGCGGGCCUUCCUUCAUGCAGGGCUGCUUGGCCGCCCUUUGCUGCUGCUGUCUCCUGGAUGCUUGCUUCUGAGAAGAGAGACGACGGUUCAACAUCGCCCUUCUGGAACUGGAACUGAACUGUGCCUUGUGCCUUGUUACCGAGAUGCUUCUAGCUUCCAUGUUGCGCAUUAUUCUGCCCUGUUUGUUGGACCUCCGGAAUGGAAUUGUUUUCGGGUGUUGAUGGGAUGACUAUUCAGUUAAUUGUGAUAUCCUGAUUUGUAAUCUUUUUUAAUAAAGUAAUGACUUAGUGGAUUUCAUUUUAA